CUUUUGUCUCAAAUCAAACAUUCACYGUGAUCUAUAGGCCGAAUCCUGGAUAACUGAGAAGCUCCAAACAGCUCAAGAUGAAUCAUACAGAGAUCCAACAAACCUCGAAAGUAAACUACAAAAGCAUCAGACGUUUGAAGCAGAACUCACUGCUCAUGAAGAUGUUAUCGACUCAGUCCAGAGAAAUGGAGAAGAGCUCAUAUCUUCGGGUCAUUUUAGUGCAAAUGAAGUUGAAUSGCGUAUCGAAUCACUGUAUAUUCAUUGGGAGGAACUAUUAGAGGCGUCGAGCAACAAGGRAAGAAAACUGGAAGAGGCCAGAGAUCAUCAAAAGUUCAACAUCGAAGUGGACAUUGCCGACUCAAGCAUAAGUGAUAAGGAAGCCAUUGUUUCAUCAGAAGAUGUAGGUAAUGAUUACGACCACUGCAUUCACUURCAAAAGAAAAUGAAGGAAUUUGAUCAAGACCUUGCCGUGGAGGAAGACCGAGUUGCCACUAUCAAUCGCCUGGCAGACAAACUGGUCAAUGAAGGACAUGCAGGAUCCUCCCUUAUUUAUCAACGACAACAAGCUCUGAAUGAAAGAUGGAAUGCGCUUCAAGAUAAAGCCAGUGAGAGGAGGCAGAAGUUAGCUGAGGCUUGUGAGAUCCAUGCAUUUGACCGUAGUUGUAAAGAGGUGGCUGGUAUGAUUAAUGAGAAGGACGUUAUAUUAUCAACUGAAGAUCUUGGACGUGAUCUUCCCAGUACCGAAGCUCUAAUUCGUAAACAUGACGACGUUGAACGAGCAUUGACUGUGAUCGAGGGUAAAAUGGAAAUGCUCGAGAAUGAGGCUCAUCGACUCGUACGUUCUCAGCCUCACAUGGCACGGAUCGUCCAGGCYAAACARACUGAAAUUAUAGAAAGCUGGGAACAGCURAAUGACAAGUUUGACGAAAGGAAAGGUYGUCUUGAAGCCAACCGAUUGCUGCAAAUAUUCCUUGUUGAUUACCGAGACCUAACGUCAUGGAUGAACGAUCUCGAUUCGCGAAUAACAAGUGGGGAACUGGCAASCAAUGUGAAAGAUGCUCAGGCACUGCUAGAUUUACACAAAGAGAGAAAGAGUGAAAUCGACGCCCGACAAGAAUCAAUAACAGCAACGCAUGCGUUUGGACUAAGUUUAGUUGAGCAGAACCAUUUUGCAGAGACAGAGAUCAAAGGCGAUGUCAGAAACCUCAAUGGAAUGAGCUCACACCUUCAAAACGUCUGGCAAAAACGACAGAAGCUGUUAGAACAGUCUUAUGAGCUUCAGGUAUUUCUAGCCAGUGCAGAUCAAGCUGAUAACUGGAUAACAAACAAGCAAAAUAUGAUGAUCCACAACGAUUCAAACGAUAAUCUUGACACAGUGCAGUCACUUUUAAAAACUCAAGUCAACUUUGAAAAGUCUAUCGCAGCGUAUGAGGAAAAAAUCAACACCCUCAACCAUUCAGCAAAUAACCUYAUAGAUAAGAAACACUACCAGAUGGAUAUCAUCAAACGUCGACAAUUGGAGGUCUUAGAAAAGUGGGAAAAACUUAAAMGUUUAUUAGCAUCUAAAAGCGAAAAACUCGGUGAAUCGAAACUACUCUUCCAAUUUCUAAGGGACGCAGAUGAGAUGGAAUCCUGGAUUAACGAAAAGUUGCAGACCGCAGCCGAGGCAUCUUAUAGAGAAGCUUCUAACCUGCAGCUCAAGCUUCAAAAGCAUGAAACAUUUCAAGCCGAAGUAACCGCAAAUAAAGGACAGCUUGAUAGCGUAAUCAAAGAUGGUGAUUCACUACUCAAUACUCAUCGUGAAACAGUAGAAAAACGACAAAAGGAUCUUACUGAUCUUUGGAAACUCCUCGAAGACCUUUCAGCAAAUAAAGCGCAAAGGCUUAAAGAGGCCAUCCAAAAGCAAACAUUUGAUCGUAGCGUAACAGAGUUAGAUACAUGGAUGGAUGAAAUCUAUGGAGCUCUCUCUUCAAAGGACUAUGGACGAGACUUGAGAUCUGUGGGAAAUUUGAUAAAGAAACAUAGACUAACAGAGGAGGAUAUCCUGAGUCAUGAAGACCGUGUUAACGAGAUCCUAGACCAGGCAAAUGCUUUUCARGAAGCUGAUCACUUCCAGAAAGAGGAAAUUGCAGAAAGAGCAUCUGAUGUGGCUGAGAGGUUUGAACAACUUUCUGAGCCAACGGCUGCACGAAAACAGAUGCUUGAAGAAGGCCUUGUGUUGUUUCAAUUUAUAAAUGAUGCACGCGAGGAGAUGGACUGGAUUCGAGAAAAAGAACCAUUGGUUAAUUCUGAAGAUUACGGUCACAACUUGAAUGGUGUACAGAACUUGCUGCAGAAGCAUGAAGCUUUCGAAGCUGAGUUGACUACGCAUGAGCAGUUAGUUCAAUCAGUGAACGAAACCGCAAGACGGUUAGUGAAUGGCGGGCAUUUUGCUACUGGUGUUAUCUUGGAGAAUUCAAGCAACUUAAAAUCAUCUUGGACAGAACUYACGCGACUUGCAGAAAUUAGAAGGACUAAGCUUAAUGAAUCAUUAGCUACACAACAGUACUACGCCCAGGUCUCAGAAAUCGAAACAUGGCUUCAAGAGAAACUCCCUCUGGUUUCUAACGAAGACUAUGGUCGUGACGAAACCAGCRCUAAGACCCUCCUACGCAAGCACGAAACACUGCAGCUAGACUUUGACAGAUUCGACAAGAAAAUUGAUGAGCUCGGAAUGCAGUGUAAGAAUAUGGUUCAACAGGGAAAUAGUGAUUCUGAUAACAUAAAAACGCGACAGAGAGAACUUCUACAACGGUACUCMGAACUUAGUGAACUAUUUUCAUAUCGUCACCACCGUCUUCUCGAAUCUUCUCGACUCCAUGCUUUCUUGCGUGAGGUUGACGAGGUGGAAACAUGGAUCGAAGAGAAAGAAAACAUCGUCACUUCUGACGACUGUGGYCGUGAUCUGGAACAUGUCGACAUGCUGAUGGAAAAGUUUGAAGCCUUUACACGUGACUURGUUUUGUCCGGAGAGAGGAUAGCAAAACUUACUACGCAUGCGCAAGAGUUAUUGAAUGAUGAGCAUAGUGAUAGUGAGAUAAUAGAGCAGCGAGCAGAGCAAAUUUGCUCAAGAUGGGAAAUUCUUAAGGAGCGAACCAACACGCGACUAAAUGCGUUGGAUCGAGCUAAAGAUUUGCAUAUGUUUAACCGGAAUGUCGACGAAACAAAGGCCUGGAUCCAAGAGAAAGAAGCUGCGCUGAUGUUCACCGAUGAAAGUGCACGUGAUCUUAGCAGUGUGCAGGCAUUGCAACGUAAACACGAGGGUUUCCAGAGAGAUUUAAAAGCUCUGGGCAUCAAGGUCACAAAUUUGAGSCAGGAUGCAGACGACUUAAUGGAAAGGAUACCCGAUGAAAAGAAGCACUUGUCUGACCAAAAGCGUAUCAUCACGGAGGCGUGGGAAAAUCUCCAGCAAAGARCGAGUAGUAAGAAAUCAGUACUAAGCCAAUCAGAGGGCCUCCAAACGUUUCUUAGUGACUACAAAGACCUCAU
Molecule: messenger RNA, 3528 nt
Organism: Exaiptasia diaphana
Lineage: Eukaryota; Metazoa; Cnidaria; Anthozoa; Actiniaria; Aiptasiidae
Product: spectrin alpha chain, non-erythrocytic 1
Biological process (GO): actin cytoskeleton organization
Cellular component (GO): cell projection; cortical actin cytoskeleton; cell junction
Molecular function (GO): actin filament binding
Source: RefSeq, a predicted model, not a curated record